Molecule: messenger RNA, 1605 nt
Organism: Linum tenue
Lineage: Eukaryota; Viridiplantae; Streptophyta; Magnoliopsida; Malpighiales; Linaceae
Source: the annotation of a GenBank genome assembly
AUGAUCGUCGCUUCUCUUCUACUCAUCAUCAUCGACCCCCGAUUCACACAGCACCGAGUUCCAACUCCCUCGGCACGAGACAGGAUCGUCCCUCUCCGACCCUCACUUGUAUCUUCUUCUUUUCCGGAUCAACCAUCCUGCGCCAGCAGGCAACAACUACCGCAAUGGAGGAGCUCCUCAUCCUCAAACUCAAGCAACAAAUCCCCUGCAUCUCCUUACCUCCUUUCCAGGAUCCGAGACUACGAGCAGCGUCACAAGCGCUGCGAUCCCCACUCCGAAUCCUUCCUACGAAACUCUCAGGAACUCGUCAGGGUGAACAAUUCCCCUGACGCCCUGCUGACAAGAAGCAAAGACCUAGCGCCCGAUUGCAGAUACAUCGUGUGGGUGCCGGUCAACGGACUGGGGAACAGAAUGCUGAGCCUGGCCUCGUCUUUCGUCUACGCUCUCCUCACCGAUCGAGUCCUCCUCGUCGAUUUCGACGAUUCCAUGUCCGGCCUCUUCUGCGAGCCGUUCCCGGACGACGCGACCUGGCUCCUCCCAGGCGACUUCACUUUCAAGGGCCGGUCCAACGGUGAAAAAUUCAGGGGAGUUUACAGCCUGGGGAACCUGUUGGAGAAGAGCGAGAAGAAGCAUGACGAGGAAAUUGCUGUACAAGCCACCGCGCUCCUCUACCUUUACCUCUCCGGAGACAACAAUUACGACAUGCUUUUCUACAGAGACGACACUCAGAAGCUCCUGACGAACGUCCCCUGGCUGGUCCUGCGAUCGGACCAGCACUUCGUCCCUUACUUCUUCGUGAUGCCCGGCUUCAGGGCGGAACUGGACCGACUGUUUCCCGACAAGGAGGCGGUUUUCCAGCACGUGGGGAGAUACCUGUUUAGCCCGACGAAUCGUGUCUGGGGUCGCGUCGCCAGAUUCUACGACACUUACCUGGCGAAGGCAGAGCAGAGGAUCGGGCUCCAGGUCAGGGUAUUCUACCCUGACAAAACCCCUGCUUCCCUCAUGCUGCCGCACAUCCUGAGAUGCAUGCAGGUGGUGUCGGGAAUCCUGCCGCGAUUACAGCAAAACGAAACCAGUCCUACUUCCUCCGCUACAAGAAGCAGGACUCUGAAAGCGGUUCUUGUGGCAUCGCUCCUGGAGGAGUUCUACACGGAACUGAAGGACAUGUACUGGAUGAGGCCGGCGGCUGACGACGGGGAGGGAGGAGGAGGAGGAGUGGCGGCGGUUGGGGUUUAUCAAACGAGCCACGAAGGAUGGCAAGAGACUGGCAACGGCGCCCACAAUGUGAAGGCGCUUGUGGAUAUAUAUCUGCUGAGCAUGUGCGACGUGCUUGUGACGAGCCAUUUCUCGACGUUUGGGUACGUGGCGCAUAGUCUGGCAGGGUUGAGGCCCUGGUAUUUGCAGAAUCCUGGCGACUACGAGGCGAAGCGGAACGAGCCAGCUUGCGUGCGUGCGGUUUCGCCGGAGCCGUGUUUUCAUUUCCAUCCUUAUUAUGAUACCAAUAGUGCAAAUCAUGGCGACGCGGCAGGAGGCGGCCCUGCUCCUGUAAUUAUGAACUGUGAAGAUUACGAAUGGGGAUUCAAGCUUGCGAAUCUCAAGUAUUGA